GGGGAUGCGGUGCUCGCAGUGUUGGCACUUGUGCUGUGUCCCACACAUCUCAGCAGCUGUGGGAGCCCAGGAAGAAAAGCAAAGAAAAGGAUCACCCACUGGGGCAUGGGGAGCAUCCAGCAUUAGAUCCAGGUCCUAUAUCCUCUCCUCCCUCUGGAUGAAUGGCAAAGGGAUAGGCAAGCUUCCCACCGUGAUGCAGCAGCAAAGGGCUUUGGAUUCUGUGACAUCACUGUCCCCUGCCUGCAUCUCAGCCACACACCGUCCUGUCUGCAGUGCCUCAUCCACAGAGGGAAAACACCCCAAAGGGGCUUUUCACCUUUCCUUUCCCUUCAAAGCACUUUUCCCAUUAGAACCCCUGAUGCGGAGUCAUCGCUCUGCCCACAGCUCCAGUUUCACCAGAGAGUCCUGCCAUUACCAUUUGCUGGUGACUGCCAUCAGCCCCGAUUUACAAGCAUGCCACAGAUAGAAUGAGGCACACAGGGACGUGACCACAGACACAGAGAGCACCGACGUCUGUGGUAGAGCGCAUCUGCCACCAAACCCAUCCCAACCCCACGGCGCAGCAUCACCUGAUUUUCUGCCUCAGUUUCCCCACUGAUAUGGGGAAGAUUUGCCUUUUCAAGGUGAAGCCCAUCAGGAGGUGCUCAGGGAGGACAGAUGUGAAUACAGCUGAAAGCAGGAAGGUGCCCACAGGCUGAAGGCUGGGGCAGAACUGUGAGGUCCCCUCUUGGUUCCACAGCACCAAAAUGCCCGAGCGCAGCGGGUGGCACAGGAUGGGAAGGGGACACACAGCUUUGCUCCUUGUGCAGCCGCCUGCUGAAGAGGAAGGGAAGAGCCAGCAGCGUCCUAAUGUAUGAUUCCCUUCAUAAUUAGAGCUCUCCGCCUCCUGCGGCACUAAUUAAAAGGCAGUGUGGUGCUCAGAGAGGCCCAGGCCGGACGUGCCCAGCUGUGCAAGCACCCAGCACUCUCUGGUCCCUUCUGUCCCCUGCGUCACCCUGCAGCGUGCCCUGAGAUGGGGACACUGGAGUCCCCCAGCAUGGCACAAUGAUACACCGGUGCCCCAGUGCAUCUCUAGUGGCCGUGUCCACCCUGUGCAGGAGGAGGAGGCAGACGUGGCUGCAGGGCCAUUGCCUCAUCCUCUGCUGCCCUGCAGUGCUGCAGCCGAUACCACCUCCCGGAAAACAAAACCUGUGGGUGUGUGGUGACCUUCGUUGCCACUCCCAGUGCCAGAUGGUGCAUCUUUCCAUCACGUGCAGGAUAUAUCUCAGCCACAGCGGCAAACAUCCCAGGUCAUUGCUGUGGUCAUGGACAUGUUCACUGAUGUCGACAUCUUCAAGGACCUCCUGGAUGCGGGCUUCAAGAGGAAAGUGGGGGUCUACAUCAUUUUGGAUGAGACCAAUGUGAAGCACUUCCUCCAGAUGUGUGAGCGAGCGCAAAUGCACACCGGGCACAUGAAGAACCUCCGAGUCCGCAGCACGGGGGGGACGGAGUUCUUCACGCGCUCAGCCACCAAGUUCAAAGGGGCUUUGGCCCAGAAGUUCAUGUUUGUGGAUGGAGACCGGGCCAUGUGCGGAUCCUACAGCUUCACCUGGUCUGCAGCAAGGACAGAUCGGAAUGUCAUCACUGUGCUCUCAGGCCAAGUGGUGGAGGCGUUUGACAAGCAGUUCCAGGAGCUGUACCUCAUGUCCAAAGGGGUGAGCCUCAAGUCCAUCUCCAUGGGCAUGGAGCCCGAACCAGAGCCUGUAACGCUGCCCUCCGUUGUGCCGGUGACCCCUGCCAACGCCAUGGUGAAGAAGCUGAUAAACCCCAAAUAUGCCCUGGUGAAGGCCAAGAGUGCAGACCAGAUCAGCAAGACUUCAUCCGAGAACCAGGACAAAACACAGAAGGUGGAAAACAAAGGCAAAGGGCUGCACGAGGGCCAGGCGGGAGACAGGCACGGCGAGGCGGCUGACCUCUCCCUGCUCAUCCACCCCGGCCUCCUGAACCUGGAGAAAGCCAACAUGUUUGACUACCUGCCCACCUGGGUUGAGCCUGACCCGGAGCCUGGGAGUGAAGUCUUGGGCUACAUCAAUAUCAUUGACCCCAAGAUAAAGAAUGUGAAGCUCUCACAAAUGAACCGCAUCAAAGUCUGCGACAUCUCCCAGGCCAGCGCCCAGCACCGGCAGAUGCUGAAGAACAGGGAGCUGGAAGCCAAGAAGAUCUCAACCCAAGAGCCACCUCUGGUGUCCCCCUGCCAGAGGCAGACCCCGCAGGUCCCCACAGAAGCUCCUGUGGUACCGGCCACCAGCCCCAUUGAAGGCAAUGGUUGGCUGACAAAGCAAGUGGGAACAUCAGCCACUCAACCACUGAGCCACCACUUGAAGCCACCUGAGGAGACACCUGAGGAAGCCAAGCCCCCGGUUCCAAAGCCAAGGACUGUCCCUGUUGGUGGCCUUGCAACCAAAGCCACCACACCAUGUGACAGCAGCAGUGCCCCAGAGGGUGACACGCAGCCACCUCUGGCUGACCAUGUGGAUGCGAGGCAGGAACCAAAGGAGAGCCCCAACACAGCUUCACCGAACAGCUGCCACCUCCCAGCAGUGGGGACGCAGGAGGACAAGGGGCCUCCCUGUGCCCACAAUGGGCUGGGAGAGGAGGAGGAGGAGGAGGAGGAGGAGUACAUCACUCUCAGUGACCAGGAGAGCUGCUCCAGCAGCUCUGCUGACCACAGCUACCGCCGCUCCAACGCUUCCUCCAUUUCGGAUGAGUACUUUGAGGUGAGGGAACGCUAUGGGCCGCUGCGGCGAACCAACUCGGAUGUCACUCACAAUGGGGAGUUUGUGCCCAUCCAGAGGAAGCUCAGCGACCCCCACAUCAGUCGAGGAACCUUCCUCAGCCCCCUGGGGAGCCUCCCAUCCCUCAAGCACAUCCGUGUGGAGGACAUGGCCAAGAGGAGGAGCAAUGCUGUGGAGAUCAGGUGUGUUCUGCCCCGCACCAUCUUGGAUGGCAACGGCUCCUACCCCACCAGUGCCACACAGGGGACGCACAUCUACCGCUACCGCCCCAGGAACCUCACAGGCAAGGAGCAAGGCAAGGAGCCUUCCUGCUCCCCACCAUGUGAGAAACCCCCUGGGGCCAGCAAGCACCGAAGGGACAGCACCGAGCCCAAAAAGACCAUUGCAGGCAGCCAGCCCUACUGGCAGGGCAAAGCCUUCAGCCCCAGCAAGCCCAGAGCAGUGAGCAAAGCCCUGAGCUCCCUGCCCGAGAGCCAGAAGGCAGCCGAGGAGAUGAGGACACCGCUCGGCAUCCCGCUCUCCAAACUGUCCCAGUCCAAGCACCUCAAGAACAAAGUCACGGCAGCUCCAGGUGCUACCGACUCCAAGAAGAAGCCCCCCGAGCCCACCAGCCAGAAGGAGCAGUAGGGGUGGAUGCAGUUGGAUGGACUGCAGGCGAUGCUCUGCCACGCGGGGCAGGGGAAUCUUGUUUACAUUUACCUGGUCAGUGCACCAGUACCACGUGGCCAUGAUGGACAGCCCAAACGUCAUCCCUGUCCAGGGCAGAUCUCCAGAGAUUGGGUCUCGGAAGAGGUGCAUGGCAUCCGCUCUGGGCAGGUGGCAGGUCGUGUUGGGAACGAUCUUGGACGGCACAGCUUUUAGAUAGGCCUCUUCCAGGUUGGAGUAACCUCCGAUUGCAUUAAAAGCUGGAAGGCACCAUGGGGGGAGGCUGGUUGGAGGCCGUCUGGUUACCUCCAGUAUCAACCAGAACUCGUUACUGCUGCCCCCUCCUUGACCCCCUUCCCACAGAGGGAGGUUCACGCGCAUGAUUAUUUUAUUUUAGUUAUUUAAGAGACUCUUCUAUCACCAUUUUGCACAGCAUGUCCCAUUGCAGCCCGCCCUCCUUCGGGAGGGUGACCCACGUCUGGGACAAAAGGGACCCACGCCUCUUUUGACUUCGUACUGUAAAAGCAAGCUAUUAUUAAAGCUCCCUGCUCCUAGAGUAUGGGAAACGCACCUAGAACCAUUAAAAUUGAAGAUUAGGUACCUUU
Molecule: messenger RNA, 4024 nt
Organism: Gallus gallus (chicken)
Lineage: Eukaryota; Metazoa; Chordata; Aves; Galliformes; Phasianidae
Gene: FAM83G
Product: family with sequence similarity 83, member G
Exons: 5
Coding region: 1305-3401 (698 amino acids)
Biological process (GO): BMP signaling pathway
Cellular component (GO): nucleus; cytosol
Source: RefSeq, a predicted model, not a curated record